AUGGCAACAAUCCGCUCUUCGCUCAGCCAUGAAGAGCGUACAGCUCAAGAACCACGAGAAGCACGUCUGGAGCCUGUAACAGUAUCUCGCAUCGAUGCCGUCAACAACACAAUUCGUCUAAUUCGAUUGAGUGCCAUGAAGCCUGAUCACACACUAAAGUUCUCACCAGGUCAAUGGCUAGACGUCUUCAUCCCUUCUCUCCCAAAAGCAGGUGGUUUUACUAUAACUUCCACACCUUUGGACCAAGGCAAACCUACCUCUCAACGACCUGCCUAUUUUGAGUUGGCCAUUCAAAAAUCUACCAACCCUCCCGCUCAAUGGCUCUGGAAACCCGAGUCUGAGAUCUUGGAUGAACAGAUUAUCGUUCGCACAGGCGGAAGCUUUGUAUGGCCGCCUCCUGGUAUAGACGUCAAUGGUAUUGAACAAGUCGUCCUAGUGGCAGGAGGCGUGGGUAUCAAUCCUUUGAUUUCGAUCUUUGCACAUCUAAUGAGUCUUCCCAACCGACCAAAGAAGGUGCGAUUCGUGUAUGGCAGCAAGGUCGAGGAAGGCCCAAUCAAGGCCUCACGUAUCCUCUUNUUGACAAGAUUGAUGGAAUUGAUCAANAAACAAGGAGAUGGCAAUGUUCAGCUAGACCUGUUCCUUACAGCGACAUCACAGAAGGAAAUCGAGGAUGCGACAGACUUGCCCGAACACGUCAAAUUAGGAAGGAUCGAGAAGGACGACUUGGAAGCUGCGAUCGGCGAGGACCGCAAUAUUAGGCAAGCGACCCUAGCUUACGUCUGCGGUCCCCCUGCCAUGACAGACCAGUUCGUUGAAUUCUUGAGCACAAGAGAUGGUAUGAAUAAGCGAAGAGUCUUGUGUGAGAAGUGGUGGUAA
Molecule: messenger RNA, 876 nt
Organism: Aureobasidium musti
Lineage: Eukaryota; Fungi; Ascomycota; Dothideomycetes; Dothideales; Saccotheciaceae
Source: the annotation of a GenBank genome assembly